Caenorhabditis auriculariae is the source of this 3834-nucleotide messenger RNA. NCBI's taxonomy places the organism in Eukaryota, Metazoa, Nematoda, Chromadorea, Rhabditida, Rhabditidae. The record is from the annotation of a GenBank genome assembly.
AUGGAAACGACGGAUGAAGAGCUGCAAGUGGAGGAAGUGGAAGAGGCGGAAGAGCCGAUCCCGUACUUGCCGAGGACUUCCUCCAUCGCCUUCAACUACCUGCACCUAGAUCCAGAGAAAGUAUUAUCAGCUUUUGGAAAGUACGGCCGGUUCCAGGCAAGUCUAUUUUUAUUUCAUUACUUGAAUUAUCUCAAAAUUUUUACAAAAUAAUCAAAUUUUUCUAAAAAAAUAGUUUUUGAUUUUUUUCUAAAGAUAACUGGCGAGUCUGGCGCGAAAAAAAUUUGGGGCCCGCGCUAAAUAGAGCGACAUGUUUGCGAGUUUGUUAAUGUACCGGCAGCGAUCACGCUUUUAUCUCGGGGGUUAUUUUUAGUUUGAAAAUGAACAGUAAAAUGAGAAAGAGUGCUAGGACAAGAGCGCGUUUCCAUUUCCGCAUUUUUCAUGUUUUGCCUUCUAAUUUGUUUUUUUCCAAUAGAUUAGAAUGGAUAGUUGAGGCCUUUUAACCGCUUUCUUUUGUUAUAUAUAAUUUCGAUGAAGUUCAAAAUCAAAAUAAAAAAAAACCGCGGGAACGGAAAACGCGCUCUUUUUUUUUCAGAAAAGCUAGAAGUAGCUUUUAAAAGUUAUGAACCAGUUUUCCUUUGAAAGAAGUUACUUGAUCAAAAAGUUUUUCCCCUAAAAGCCGACUACUCUCCGGCUAUCUUUCAAGAGUUCAAUUUUUCUAAUAAAAAAAGUAGAAAUGAUUUGAUUUCAAAAGAUAAUCAGAUGCUCACCUACCUUCUGACGUCCGGCGUCCAUAUGCUCAUGGCCUUGAACAUGCUCGUCAUGCCGUUCAUCACCAAACAGCCCACGUUCGGCUGCGAUUUUGAGCCUCAACCACACUGGGUUUCUCUCCCGUCUUUCUAUUUCUCAAUUUUGACAGAAAAUUGCUAGAAAGCUUCAAAAAUACAAACUUUUUUCAGGAAUACGCAGAAAUAGACGGAUGUCAUGUUCGUGACGGCAACAAUUGGACCGUCAACUGUCUUCAGAUUCCUGGGGCUAAGUCAGACAUUUUCUUCAUUCAAACUUUCCUUUUUUCCACUCUGGAGUAUACGGUUGCUUCGAGCACAUAUUAGCGCACUUCAUGACAAUUUACAAAGAUCCGAAAAUUUCAAAACCUUGGACCAAAAUAUGGCUUCGACAGGUACAACUACACGGACGCAAGUUCGUCUUUGGCAGCUGAGUACAACUUGGUUUGUGAGGAAUCUGGCGCCGUCGACCACGCCACUUCCAUUUUCCUAUUCGGUCUGUAACAAGAAAAAAAAAAUGAGAGGUUCGACUGAAAAGCUGAGAAAAGGUAGCCGCAAUAAAAUAAAUUGCAUUUUUGAAUUGUAAGGGGGUUUUCUAUUGAACAAAAAUAUCAUUUAAAGUGAGCAAAACCUAGAUUUUUGUGGUUUUCGAUAAUUGACUUUUAUGAUACUUAAUUGUAGAAGAUGUACAUUUUUCAGGCGGAAUGUUGGUGUCCCCGAUCAUCACUCAGCUCUCGGACCUUUUCGGCCGUCGCUGGACCUUUCUUCUGCCUCUCUACAUGGCCGUUUUGGCCAACCUUGUAUGCGCCGCUGCACCCAACUACACUACUUUUUUGAUUUUCCGAUUUAUCUCUGGAGUUACUACUACGGUAAGUUGUCAUUUUUCAACAUUGAUUUAAAAUUUCGUAUUCUUAAAUGACUUAAUCAUCAAAGAAGAUAAUUUUUAAGUCUUGAAUCACAGUAAAAAAAAAAUGUAAAACUCAAAAACUUAAAUAAAAAUUAGUUAAUACUACUCUAAAAAUCUUCAUUUGAUUUUUUAAGAAGCUGUUAAAACAUCAUGAAAAAAAAAAUACUUUUUUUGACACGAUUUCGAAUAUUUCUGAUUUCAUGUGUUGUUCGCGCUGAAGCUUGCUUCAUAGAUCAAGAUAUUGCUGUUGAAACUUCAAGCGGAUCUCUGUAUUCCAAGUUUCCAGAGUUUCUCUACAAUAGGAUGGGUAUUAUGCAUGGAAUCUGUAGCCCUGGAGUUCCGCUCCUUGAUCCCUUUGGUAACAACAGCAGCUUGGGUUUUUGGGUAUCUUUCAACGUUUCUAUGUUCGAUUUUUCGAAACUCUUGAGAUAUAUUCUCGCUGGAGCGCUUCAUUUGGUUAUUGAAGACUGGCGGCUUCUCUACUUGGCCGUGACCUUGCCAGGGAUUCUCACAAUUCCCUAUUAUUGGUAUACUGUAGAGUUUGAAAGUAAAAUGAAUUUAUUUCAGGCUAGUUCCAGAAUCGCUCCACUGGCUGAUCACGAAACGGAAGAAAAAAAUGGUGAAAAAGUAAGAAAACUUAUUUUGAAAAGCAUAAACGAUUUCUUGAGGUACAUUCGGACAUGUUCCAAGUACAACAAGAGGGAAAUCGCUUUGCACGAAUGCCGAACGGCGGUCGAAGAGGCUGUGCUUCUGAAAGAAAGGACAGCUAUCGACAUUUUCACUCAUCCAGACCUUUUCGGCUACUUCCUUAUCAAUUCUUAUAUUUUGUGAGCUCAAUUUCUUCGUACUCAAUAGGUCUUGAAGAUCUGUUAAAUAAGCACUUCCAAGGAGCCAAAGUGUUCUUCAUGACUCAAAACAGUUUUUUGCCGAUUCUUUUUAUGCAGUCCUUCAGAAUCGUGAUGAACGGAACCUAUUGGGCGUUGUCUCUUUUCUCAACGGAACUUAGCGACGACGGCAUCACCGGUUACUUUCUUUCCGGGAUCGUUGAGCUGCCGGCAGGACUGCUGUCAGUAGGUCUUCUCGUCUUUUUGGGUCGGAAAACAGUCUCGUUCCUCUCUCUGGCCCUGCAAUCCGUCUUCAUGUGUUGCGCCUUGUAUAUACCAGGUUAAAAAUUAUUUGUGUCAAUGAAAAAUUUUGAAACAGUGAAUACCAACAUGCGGAUGAUAUUUCCGUUGCUCACUAAAAGCACCAACGCCAUCGUCUGGUCUUCCCAAUUGCUUCUUUAUACUGAGGUUAUGAAAUAUAUAAAACCAUACGUAUUUUUGAUUAUUUUUUUCAGAUAGACAGAAAAAAAUGCAAUAAUGCAAAAACAAAAAAAACACCUAGAAUAUUUUUUUAGAGAAUAUAUAUACAUGAACUCCGCUGAAUAUGAGCCCUGAUCUGAGCUUCCAAAAUGCUCUGAAAAGUUUCGUGGAGGAUUCAUUAAAAAAAAUUUUUUUACUAUCCCUUAUUUUUUUCUUUCUAACCAGGUAAGAAUGUGGUGCUUUCUCAUUCAGAAACUCUAACUGUUUAGAAUUAGAAGUUGGUUUUCAUUACAGACUCCUAAAUAAUAGGUAAAGAUAACAAAUCAACUAAAAACUGAAUCAAAUCUAGGCGACACCGACCUCCGUUCGCAACGUAUUCUGUGGAAUGGUUUAUUUCGUUGGAGAAAUCGGAAGUGUGGCAGCGCCGUAUUUAAAACGAUUGGUACUUUCUUUGAAAUUACAACUGACACUUUUGGUUCCCAGGAAGCGAUCGACAAAAAUGCUCCAGCGCUUCUGAUUGCUAUGAUGUCUUUGUUAGCUGCUUUACUAGUCUUGCUGGUUCCUGAUACGAAAGGAAUUGUUAUUAAUGUUCUCACCCCGCAAAAUUAAAAAUUUUAUCUCAGAGAAUGCCUGAAGACAUCGAUGACUUCAAUGGAGGACCUUUAUUGAGGCUGCUGAGAAGGAAAAAACCCCGAAAUGGUACUCAAAUCGAGGUUUAUUUUUUCAGGAAUUCUAUUGUCUCAUGGUUUUCUGAGAAGUAAAUAGAAAUCGGUCAUUUCAGCUAGAAAUGGUCUUGCCGCAAGCUACGGUCGAUCAAACAGCUGCUGAAGAACUCAAAUGA